This is a messenger RNA of Caretta caretta (loggerhead turtle), 3319 nucleotides long. RefSeq names its product C-type lectin domain family 2 member A. Lineage: Eukaryota; Metazoa; Chordata; Testudines; Cheloniidae. The record is from RefSeq and is a predicted model, not a curated record.
CCCACGACCAGACACGGGCAGCUCCACUCCCAGAUAGUGAGGCAGUUACCACCUUUGUAUCCGCUCCUGCUGCGGCGCCCCUGGCCCAGCAAAUCUCAUCCGGAUCCCGCCUGCAACUCCCCGGCUCGAUUGAAACCUCAAUUCAGGCCCUAGUUCUCUAUUCAACUGAUGUGGAUAUUUCUCUCUCCGCUGGCUCAACGUCGGAGAUGUCUACGCUACCAUGAUUAACAGGAUGUAGGUGGGAAGGCGAUGACAGAUACAGAGGCAGCAGUGGGAGUGACCCAUGUCGUGGAAGACGCAAUGAGGAUGACUGGAUGUGGAAGCUGCGGAACAUACAUGAUCCUGGAGGGGGUACCUGGGAAUGACAAGAACUGACCUCACUGUGCCCUGAACUAUUCUGAGUGUUACACCUUCGCUUCUGCGCAGAACUGAAAGCUGCAGGGGCAGAGGAAUCGGAGUGACUCUCGCUACAGCCGGGGAGGCGCGGAUCAGAGGUGAUCAGAGCAACCUGUGUGUGUCAGUGGAGAGAUGCGGGAAACAGCAGAUUCUACUGAGCAGAGUCCGCAAGGAGAGGUGCACCCCACUUGUAAUGGAGACCCUGAGACAGGAGGGGAGAUGGAAACUCGAAAUAAUCCUCAACAAGAACAAUUAUUAAUGGAGUUGCCAAGUAGGAAUGGAGAUGUAAGGAGAGAACAAGACCCAGGUUCUCAAUCUCCCUUCAGGGACCCAUUCGUGCGUAAAGUCCUGAUCUGUGUCUCCAGUAUGGCAGUGGUUCUGUUCUUUGCCGUCAUUGUUUUGGCUGCAACUCUGCCAGGGGUACCAUCAAGGGCACCUGUGGCCUGCCCCAAUGGCUCGGUCACGUUCCAAGGGAAAUGCUACUAUUUCUCAGAGACCGAAGGGAACUGGACCUACAGCCGGAGCCGCUGCUCUGCACUGGGUGCCUCCCUGGCUGGGAUCGACACACAGCAGGACAUGGACUUCAUGCUCCACUACAGAGGCCUCAGGGACCACUGGCUUGGCCUCCGGAAGGAGACGGACCAGCUCUGGACAUGGAUGAACGGCACCAAAUUCAACAGCUGGUUUAAAAUCGGAGGGGGAGGGGAGUGCGCGUAUCUGAAGGAAGCAAAAGCCAUCAGCUCCUCGCGGUGCUCUAUGGAGAGACACUGGAUCUGCAGCAAACCCCACAUGUGUGCAAAGGUUUAGCACAGCACUGGGCAGGGGGCUGAAGGCUCAACCCUGAAGAGACGGGCCAUCAUUGAUGCUGACGGGCUCGGAUGUUUCUCUGGCUAAUGAGAGCAUUUGCAGUCAUGCUAGUGAGGACUAAACCAAAAAGCAUCUGAGAUGGGCCAGACACUUCUGCUUCAGAGCAUAAGAUCCCUAUCCUUGGGAGUAAACUUUCCGUAAUGGAUGAGUGAUCUCUUAACAGUCCAUUAGCUGACCUGCCCUUUCCUCUGAAUCAGCUGGUACUGGCCACUCAGACAGGAGACUGGACUGGAUGAACUGGCGAUUCCUGAACCAGCCGGUUCUCACCUGAGGCCCCUUCCUCUGGUAUGUCUGGGCACCAAGACAGGCAAAUAAGGACCAAAUUCUGAGCCACCUUUCAGGGAGCAGUUUUGAUCUCAUCUUCCCAUUGAGCCGCCUCAAUGCCACGGAAUCGCUUCCACAACCAGCCCUUCCAGCUGUAAUGAGCCUCCUGCUUACCUGAGCUUCCAGUCGUUGGCCUGGUCCACGCUACAGAGAGAGGGCGACGUAAGGCAGCUUAUGUCGACCUAAUUAUGUCAGUGUCCACACUACAGCCUUGCUCCCACCAGUGUAAGUGCCCUACUGCACUGACGUCAUAACUCCACUGGCACGGCAGGCGUAAGGCUUCUGUCUGUGUAGUUAGAGCGGCACAGUGUCCCUGUAGACACCAAGUUACGUCGUUCUUGUCAAUUUCACAGCUGCCUGCUGGAGCCAAGAAAUUGACAAGAUAGGCUGGUAGGCCCCUGCUGUGAACCUCAUACCUGGCCCUUAGCUAGGGCUGUCACAACCAGGUGGGUGGGGGGCUCCCCACUCCUAAGCAGGCUGUUGCCUGGUCUACCCUCUCCUAGCCGGGCUGCUUAGAACCCGGCAGGAACCCCUGCGGGGAGCCAGGCUCUCAGCAAAUCCGCAAAUCCAAUGCUCUGGCUCGCGCUGUGUGCUCUGAUUGACAGGGGAUGUACCCUGUUCCUCCUCCGGUGGGUAAUAGGUCGACUUAAGUUUGUAGCUUCGACAUGACCUUAGUCUCUCUGAUCUGGGGACCGAGGAAUGUUUUGGAGGGCAGCAAUCUCUGAUCAAGAAUGACCCAAGACGAUACCAUGCCUCAUAGUAGCUUCUCCACUGUUGUGAGGGGCAGGGGCGGGGAUCAGUUGGAAUUCAGCUUAUCCUAAGUUACUGGGCUCAAUGCAGGAAUCGCUGGGUGAGCUUCUCUGCUUUGUUAGGCAGAAGGUCAGGCUAGAUGGUCAUAAUGGUCUUUUGUGACCUUGAAACCUGAGCUGUUUGGUUUUGGGAAGAAUGGGAAGCUGAGAGGUGGCUCUGGAUAACCAUGCAACUGUUCUGAUUUCCUACCUCUGCGCUUUACUAGCUGCUGCAGAAAGGAGGUCUUGUCUCGUGCAGCUGAUAAUCUGAGAUCAACCCGAAGUGCACUGCAUCUUAACGCUGAGCCAUGGACUCCUCUUAUGUUUAUUUUUAAGUCUUUGUAAACUGUGAUUUACUUAAUUAUGCUAUUUAUCACUAAGCUAUAUAUUUUUUGACAGCCCUUUUUUGCACAGUAUUUAUAAUAGGCUGUCAUGCUGUAAAUGAAGCAUUAUCGUUGGACGUGGUUUUGUAUUGCAAGGUAACUUAAUUGCAGUGUUAAGAUUAAUGAUGCCUGACUAGUAUUGUGCUGAUGGCUGUACAAACCUCACUGAGACUAAUGGGUGUGAAUGGACCUUUCGAUUAACAUAACUGUCAGAAUAAGGUCAUUGCAAGCCCUUUCCCCAGACACACAGUGUAUGUGACCCUGUCUGAGACUUCUGUACUAAAUGGGUGGCAGGGUUUUGCCAGUUUCUGGAGGGGUGGGUGCAGAACACGGGGAACUACAGAGCUACACAGACAGCUGGAAGGAACAGCUGAAAGCAAGGCGUCUGAGCCUGGAGUGAGGUUUUGGGGUCAGAGGUGCAGGCUGAAAAAUGUGUUCCUGGUGCUGUGAGCAAAAUAAGCUGUUUCCUGCUACCUGUUUUCUCCGGUGUCCAGGGAAACGGGUCCUUUGUACUGGUUUUGUAAAUAAACAAACCUUCAUUAAAUAAAUAAUGGCUUCUCA